Messenger RNA from Cornus florida, 3681 nucleotides. RefSeq lists its product as uncharacterized. Gene Ontology annotation, molecular function: cysteine-type endopeptidase inhibitor activity. The transcript has 2 exons. NCBI's taxonomy places the organism in Eukaryota, Viridiplantae, Streptophyta, Magnoliopsida, Cornales, Cornaceae. The record is from RefSeq and is a predicted model, not a curated record. The coding region runs from base 86 to 661 and encodes 191 amino acids.
ACCGUGUGUUAUCGUCCUCCGUUCAAACCGAUCUGAACAGAUAUUAAAACCCUAGCAAUCAGGCGGCUUUGCAAAUUUCUUUCUCAUGGCCAUCCUCCUCCGUUGUCUGCGUUUGGGCGGCAGAAAGAUAUGCAAUACGAAGAAAUUAGGCUUCGUUGCCUCACAUCGUCCUAUUCCUUCGUGGUCUUUUUUCACCACCACCACUGGAACCACCACGCUUCCUGCAGAGGAGGGAAGUCUAGACGAGCAUCAUCAUAUGAAAGAAGCUGUAGGAGACGGUUUGGAAAAUUUAGGGGUUGCGUCAUCGGAGAAGCAGCGAGACGCUGAGAUAAAACCUCGCGUGGAACUCCUGGCCCGAUUCGCUGCGUUCAGCAUCCGUGACGAGCAAAAUGCUAAGAAGAUUGAGUUUAAAAGGGUGGGGAGCGCUAAGGUUCAACUGGUCAGAGAUGGCCGAUUAUACUAUUUUACUAUAGAGGCACUGGUUGGUGGGGUCAAAAAGUUCUACGAAGCUCAUGUUCUUGAUACCCUCAUCGAAAGAAACAGCAUCUCCUUGAUAGAAUGGUGCGAGGUCAAGUCUCCUCCUAAGUCGUCCACCUCCUCCUCCUCUUUUGAUUCUCCACAAAAUGGUUUCAAGUUGAAGAAGAUUGAAGGUUCUGUAUGAUUGCUUAGUAAAUUGGAAUUAUCAAUUUUGAGUUUGCAUUUUUUAUGUGACACUAGGAAGCAAUGUCUUGAACUCACAUUGUCUUAUUUGUAGAUCCUGAUAUAGGAUUCAGAACCCGUGCGUGUUGAUCUAAGAUUCCUCAGAGAUCGUUGUUUAAGAAACUAGAAAUUUAUGUGAUUGAAUCCAAAGCAUCAUAGCACCACCUAAACUAUGUAAAUCAGAAUAUUCCGAUAAUUUUGCACUUCCAAAUCGAUCCCUAUCAGCUUUUUGUCAAAAACCACAAUUAAUGGAUUUCUUUGUGUGAUGGCGCCCUGACUCCUGAGUGUGUCUCUCAUCGUCGAUACCCAUUAGGAUUUCUAUAUCAGUUUGUUUUCUCCAAAUCUAGAAAACGGAAGAUGAAUGUGGCGAAGUUUCAGGUAUGGCAGCCUUAUAAGAAGAAGGUAUAUUUGAAUGAGAGAAACAAUAGUAGGGAGAGAGAAUAUCAAAUAUAUUGUUUUCUAAAGGGUAUUUUCUGUAACAUAUAAGGGUAAAAUAGUAAAAUUACAAGAAAAACUAAUGGAGUUGGACGAACAUCCAGUUUAGGGGUGUAGUUUGGUAGCUUUUGAAAAGUUGAGGGGUAUCUUUUGAGAUAUUUAGAUAGUUCAGAAGGGAUUAGUGCAUUUUUGCCAAUCUAUCCUUAUUCAUCAUGUUUGCCAGUGUUUUCUGCCUUUUGUCUGUUAUCUUCUACUGCCUUUCUUCCUGUGGCUAUUCUCAUUGUUUCUUGAUUUCUCAGCAUGGAUCGAAGCUAAAGCAAUGGAUUGUCUUUCUUAUGAGGGGCCCAAAUUUUUUUUUUUGGGUGGAAAUUACUUGACUUCAUAACAGCACCCUUGUUUCCACCAGCAAUUAUGUAUCACUGUUGGCUCAUAUACAUGUGUGUACAAGUACUUGUAAUAAACUACAUCAUCCAAUACAAAUCCAUCCUACCAAAUGUAGUAAAAUUAGGCACCCCUCUUUCUCUCUCUAGAACAACACUUCCUCUCUCUCUCUCUCUCUCUUACUCGCCUUCGCCAGAAUUUCGACUCUUUGAGCAAGCAGUGAUAUACAAUUGCAGGUGAAACAAAGGUAGAUUCAACACAUGAUCAGUCCCACUCCCACCCUAGAUUUGUCAAAUAAUUUGUACAAUUCCCUUAAUUUUCUUCUUUUUUCUUUAUUUUUAAAAUUUUGAUUUUGUAUGUGUUGUUAAUUGUGGGAUGAAAAUGCACAUCAACUGUAUUUUCUAAAGAAAUGACACGAUGAUCUAAGCAUGAGAAUUGGGUAGCAUUGAUUUGAGUUUGUGCAAAUGAUUAAUGGAUAUAAUCUAAUACCAUUUAGGGGUUCAACAAUUUAUGGGGAUUUUGAUAAUGUGUAAGGGUAGGCCUGUCUAAUUAUAAAAUAAUUCAAUAUAAGAAGGGCAUUCUACUAAAUAAAUAUCAAAUGGUCACUUGUAAAUUUGGUGACUAUUCAUCUUUUUAUUUUUACUUUAUGGUUACUUCAGAGCAACUAAAGUCAAAUUGUUUCGUAAAAGCAUAUAUAGGAAAUGAUGCGAAUUAAUUUUGCCCAAACCUCAUUGGGUAUUAUGAUUACCCUGUUUCUGUAUCUCCAACAUAUUGUUACAUUACAUAAAUAAGAAUGAACAUUUGUCUAAAUAUAUUUGAUAUAAGGUUUUCAGUGUAUUUUAGGGUAGGCUUGUCUAAUUAUAAAAUAAUUCAAUAUAAGAAGGGCAUUCUACUGAAUAAAUAUCAAAUGGUCACUUGUAAAUUUGGUGACUAUUCAUCUUUUUAUUUUUACUUUAUGGUUAUUUUAGAGCAACUAAAGUCAAUUUUUUUCAAAAAUUGAUUUUGUUGAGUUUUUUUAUUUAUUUUAUUAUUAUUUUUUUUUUGAAAUUUCAAAUUAUUUAGUGUUUUUGUAACCUUUUGUUUGUGUUAAAAUAAAAAGGUUCUUAGCUUCUAGAAUAUAAGUAGUGAUAGAGAAACCGAAACAAAGACCUAAAAGAGUUACCGAAUGUGACAUGGCUUGGCUACGUCAGACUAUUUAAAUAAACAUUUCUCUAUGCAAUAAAACUGAAAAAAAUAAAAAAUAAAAAAUUCUUGGAAAGAAUAUCCAGACUCUCGUCGUGGAAAGCAUAGACUUUCUCUCUCACAUACACAAUGCUUCACUUCCCUUCUUUACUGCAGAACUUGGAGAGAGAAAAAUAGGGAUGAAAGAGACUCUGGGGAGAGAAACAGGGAAUCAAAGUGCCUACACUUUAACUCUCAAAUCGAUUAUUUUCGGGUCUCAUCUCACACACAUAUAUAGUAUGUAUAGGUAUAAAGCUCUUGAUCCAAUUUCUGUAUUUUUUGUGAACACAAUGUCUUAUAAGAAAUUGACUAUUUCAGGUUUUAUCUCUUAUAUACAUAUGUGUGUUUUGUGUGUGAAAUUUAUCUGACCCAAGAAGUAGAAGAAACCAAGAUACGCUUUACACUUCAAGAUCCAAAAACCCAUUCGAAGGACGAGUCCACAAAGAUCAAGAAAUCCCUUCGAUCAUGGUGAUGGGGUCGCCGUGGUAGCGCCCUCAAGGGAUCAAUGUCCGGUCCAGUGUAUAUUACUGAAAGCCGGAGAGGGUCAGCCAAGCCCCACCAGACCACCAACCGGCCGUCAUUGGAGUCGCUUACCAGAACCCAGACACCGAUGUGGAUGUGGCAGGUGGAGUUACCGUACAUGAGCCGUCCAUGGAUUUGAUCUGAUUUUUCCUGUUUUUUAUUCUCUCACACGUAGAGAGGAUGCUGAAAGAUUCUGACGUGGCUAGGCCACGUCAAAUUCGGUGCUCAUUCGGUGCCAACUUUUCAGUUCCUUUAUCAUUAUUCGUAGAAUGUACAAGGCUUUAUAAUAUUCAAUUCUUUGAUACAAAAUUUAGGAAAAUUGACUCCUCAUUGGUCAAUGACAUUGGCCGAAGAAAACAAAAAAGUGGUCAAGAAAGACAGUAAAUCAAGAUGAUUAAAGUGGUCAUUUUUUCGACUGAGAUA